Messenger RNA from Puccinia triticina, 1266 nucleotides. RefSeq lists its product as uncharacterized. Lineage: Eukaryota; Fungi; Basidiomycota; Pucciniomycetes; Pucciniales; Pucciniaceae. The transcript has 12 exons. Bases 1 to 1266 code for a protein of 421 amino acids. The record is from RefSeq and is a predicted model, not a curated record.
AUGGACUGGAUGUUUUUGAACCGUCCCGACGAAGUUAAAUACAUUUCAGCCCACGUCCAAGACUUUGCCUCCAAUCCUUCACAUUCACAAAUCCUCGCGAUGGGCAGUCCUCUGGAUGCACAAACGGUGAAGCUGAUCAGUAUCACUCAGACGUACUUCGCAGCCAUGUACGCGGUUGCACUUUGGGAUUGGAUCAUUUGUCUUCCAAAGGAGUACAGAAGAAUCUACAAGGCACCUAGGUCUUUGAUCAAGGUCCUAUAUUACUUCAAUCGCUACUAUACCUUAGCCAACUUAUUGGUCGUUCUUUACGGGUUUAACGCGCAGAUGACAACAGCAGAAUGUGAGAAGUUUUACAAGUGGGAGCCUGGAGUCGCUUCAUUCACGACCAUCUUUGCGGAAGCAAUUUUGGUAGUCAGAACUUACGCGCUGUGGGGAAGGAAUAAAUACAUCUUAGCUGUUCUCCUCGCCGGCUUGACCAUCGAAUGUGUUGUCUUGUUCUUUGCGGUCACUCAAUUUCAUGCGGUCCCAACUAGAGAUCCCACUGACCCUAACAGCCGAGGAGCUUGUAUCGCUGGUGGGGGGCCGGGAGGGCAUGACUGGUCAAUGGCAUACUGGGUUUCACCAAUUGUCAUGGAUACCCUCAUGCUCAUCCUCACUAGUAUUCGGGCUUUCCAGUAUCGAAACAGAGGAGUUAAUAGCGGUGUUUUCCAGACAUUCGUCAAAGAUGGUCUCCUCUACUUCGUCGUGGUUUUUAGUGUCAACUUGAUCAACACUAUCUUUUACUCUUUACCAUCCCCAGCUCUCCAAGCGAUCAACAGUCCAAUGUCACUCUUGAUGACGUCCAUCAUGUGCUCGCACAUUGUACUUUCACUGCGGGGGGAAGAGAAGGAAGAGAUGGAAGCUGUCAGCAAAGACUGGCAGGUCAAUACUUUUCUCAAAAAGAAAAAAGAGCAGAGAUCAGGUGCCACUGCCACCCAGGAAAAGAACAACACUGGAGCUCAUCACGAUUUCGAUAACGAAGGUAUCUAUCGGAACGGUAUAAACAUGCAUCCCUUUUCGAUCUCGUCUCCUUCCGCGCACCACCCCUCAGAUACGUACACCGCAUCCCUAGACAUGAACUCGAGCGGGUUGAUUCCAAGUGAAGGUUUUAUGAACCCAACCUACGAAGGCGUUCAAGUCGAUAUUGAGCACGGUCGCAACUACGACGAAGAGAAGAGCGCAAUUAACGACAGUCAGACCAAAUUGGAAGUCCUUGCCAAGUCCUAA